This is a messenger RNA of Cryptosporidium ubiquitum, 279 nucleotides long. RefSeq names its product small nuclear ribonucleoprotein. Lineage: Eukaryota; Apicomplexa; Conoidasida; Eucoccidiorida; Cryptosporidiidae. The transcript has 2 exons. Gene Ontology annotation, cellular component: U5 snRNP; U1 snRNP; U4 snRNP. The record is from RefSeq and is a predicted model, not a curated record. Gene Ontology annotation, molecular function: RNA binding. Gene Ontology annotation, biological process: spliceosomal snRNP assembly; mRNA splicing, via spliceosome. The coding region runs from base 1 to 279 and encodes 92 amino acids.
AUGAGUUCUCAAACAAAAAGGAAGACCCAAAAAAUGAUGUUACAACCAAUUAACCAAAUUUUCCAUUUGUUUACUUCUAAACAAAAAGUACAAAUUUGGUUAUAUGAUCACAAAGAUUUGGUUUUGGAAGGAGUAAUACAGGGUUUUGAUGAAUAUAUGAAUAUUGUGCUUGAUCAGGCAUCUGAGGUAUAUACAAAAAAAGAAGUUAGAAAGGAAACAAGUGUAGGAAAACUGCUUUUAAGAGGUGAAAACAUUAGUUUGAUUUGUGAAUGCAAAUAG